UCAUUCUGUUCUUUUCAAUUUUAGGCAAACCUGGCAUUCUGAACGUGAUAGCAAACCUGUGAUCCCACGGCUUAAUUGUGUCAAGGAUGAUUGUAACAUUUGCGGUAGCAAAGGCAUUAUUUGCCAUUUUCAUUAUUUCUGCCAUUCCUGGCCGCGCUAAAGAAGAGAAGACUGCUGAGGAACGACGAGAUGCGCAGAAGGCUGUCAAAUAUCCGCCUUGCAAAGCAUGUAAUCACUUGGUGGAAUCGUACCAACGCGGUAUCGAGCGAACCUCGAGAGGGAAGUUUGAAGGCGGAGACACGGCUUGGGAAGAAAAAAAGCAGGGAAGCUAUGCCAGAAGCGAAGUGCGUUUGAUAGAGAUUCAAGAGGAGCUUUGUCACGAGACUUCGACUGCGCAAUACCAAUGUACCCAGCUCGCUUCGGACAAUGAACACUUGUUGGAGGACUGGUGGCGCGAGAAAGGACCAGACGCUAAGAGUGACGAACUGCAGAAAUGGCUUUGUGUGGAUCAGCUGAAAGUCUGUUGUCCGCGUGAUCAUUAUGGUUCCGAAUGUCUGCCUUGUCCGGGAUUAUCGGAAGGUAUUCCCUGUAGUGGCAAUGGAGUUUGCAAGGGAUCUGGAACUCGUAAGGGCAGCGGGAAAUGUGAUUGUACGCGAGGAUAUGUCGGUGACGUGUGUCGGGACUGUGCGUCGACACAUUUCCAGUCAUAUGCGGAUGAUGCAAAGGUGCUUUGUUCCCCCUGCCACCAGAGUUGCAUAGCAGGGCAGGAAGAUUCUAAGGUGUGCACGGGUCCCGGUCCUAAGAACUGCGCCAGUUGCGGCCCGGGUUGGGUUGCGGACGUGGAGCGGGGUUGCGUGGAUGUGGACGAAUGCUUGUCCGGAGAAGACGUCUGUAAAGGGAACACGUUCUGCGCUAACGUGGAAGGAUCUUUCUCUUGUCUCGAAUGUGAUCCAUCCUGCGAUGGAUGCACCGGAGAUGGUCCUGAUUUGUGCAAAACUUGCAAUCCGGAUUAUACAAACGAGAACGGUGUUUGUCUUGAUAAACGGAAAAGCAAAGAGGAUAUGCACUUGACGACGAGUCGUUACGUGACCUAUCUGGGUCUCUGUGUUGCUACAUUCAUCAUAUUUCAGCGCAACGUAUUCGUGGCUGGUCUUGUAGGUAUAUUGGUCGCGGUUUAUGUUUCCGUGUCCGAGUACUGGUUGAGAAAUGUGGGGUCGCAUGGCCCCUUCGAGAUCCUGUGUUCCGUGGCUCUAUUCCAGUCCGAGGUGAGAGUGUUCAGAGAGGAGGUUGAGAGCCAUAUUUUUGUGCGACAUCAUGAACGAAUAGCGAGAGAAAAAGAAUUCGUUAAUCGUCGAAGGGCUCGCAGACUUGGUCAGAAAGUUUUGCUCGAAUUCCCUGGGCAGAGGCGGACCCGCCACCAGCUCUCUGCAUAUCCAAUGACUGUUCAUGAUCUCAUUCCGGAUCGUUGCGAAUUUUCUCAUGUUCCGGUCAACCGGGUCAAUUGGUUGACGAACAUACCUCGUAUCGACGACCCCCGGAUGCAGGAUGACGACACCCGAUACAGAGCUUAUUCUGCUAUGAUCUUGUUUCCCGCUGAGGAGAACCCGCCCCGUUUGUGCCUUCUGGCGGCGUACCAGAUCAUGGCUCGUGAUGUCCCGUUAGCCCCGGGAACGGGCGAGGAACUGAGGAAAAUGCCGAGGGCAUUUGAGUGGUACAAAUUUGAUGGAAUGACCUACGAGCAAGUGCCGGGCCAACCUCAGGUCCCAAUUACAGCUGAUAACUUCUUCGAUUUCCUGGGCUCUGGAAACACAGAUGGUUUCUUGGACAGAAUGACUAGGAAAAAAAACUUCAUAGAUGCGGCUAUCAGGGAAUUUGCAGUGGUCGCCUUUUGCCGUGGCACAAUCAGACAAACGCGUCUUGAUAAUUUGUUCUGUAUCUUCGGGGAUUAUGCCGGGCCAUCUGUCUCAAAAAUUCGAAAUCAGCACAAGGCGACGUUCGCGAACGUCGUUAGUGCCGAGUUCUACUUAAAUCUUUCCCGUGCAACUCCGCUGCCUUAUCAAUUUCCGACCGAGUUGCGAAAAGUGUAUUCGCAGUCACAGUUCACGCGGAUGAAUAACAUAAGGAUGAUAGCAGAGACUCAUGAUGCCUACAAACUUGCUCCUUGGCACUUACUCUAUGCAGCAUUUUACCAAGAGUCCCAGGAAUUGAUGAGUACCAUGAAGAAGCUUAAUGAUCACGGCGAGAUCGGACCGUUUCUGGGGUAUGGACCGGAUAUCGAGAUAAUCAAGGUCACGAACUUCCCACACAUUGCAUACGCCUGCGCUUCGAUCUAUGGAGGCGUAGCAUGGCGCCAAUGCGCGGAGGAAUGGCUCGUUAACUCAUCAACCGUCGAAAGGGCCGAAGUAUGUCGCUGGAUUUAUGGCAUCGAUAAGCUAGUCUUCAAAAGAGAAAUCAGUUACUCGCAUCCGAAAUGCGGGGCAGAACUGAUCUCUGCAUGCUCAUCGUUUAUCAAUGGGCAGAUGCGUGAGCACUUUUCUUCCGAGGCGGAAAAAAAUUAA
This is a messenger RNA of Notodromas monacha, 2558 nucleotides long. The record is from the annotation of a GenBank genome assembly. Lineage: Eukaryota; Metazoa; Arthropoda; Ostracoda; Podocopida; Cyprididae.